Molecule: messenger RNA, 2578 nt
Organism: Megalopta genalis
Lineage: Eukaryota; Metazoa; Arthropoda; Insecta; Hymenoptera; Halictidae
Source: RefSeq, a predicted model, not a curated record
UGUUCCUCAGGCCUACCUGGCUUCUACCUGUUGUCGGGGCAGUCUUGUGUUUUGAAUUGUGUGCCGAAAAUCGGACGAGUGUCAACGUGCUUCGACGAAAUCGUCCUAUAUUUACUCGACGCUCGCACGUGUGCCGCCAAUGUUUCGAGAGUAAAUUGUGGAUUGAUAAUUAACCUUGGCAGAGAGACUCGUGCUCAUUGAUAGAAGACGCUCGAUACGAGUGUCAUGGGAACAUUCACGGUGAAGGUGAUACGCGGGAGAGGAAUGUAUCGCUUUAUUUUCGGAGGACGUGAAAAUCUACAUCAAAAGUGGAGUGAUAACAUCAUCUAGUUCAAGAUACUCAUAUUUAUCGAGAAACCAGUGACAUCAAGGACCUCAUUGAUGCGGUGUUCGUUCGCGAUACAGGGGAGUAUGCUGCAUUCUUAUACGUGCUGCCACUAGAGAAAUUAAUACGAAGCCAAAGAUUGGAAUAAAGCCAAGCAGCGAGUGGUCUGGAAGCACUUGGAAUUGAAAGAAUCCGGAAAUACAGAAGAAUAGAAUAAAGAUAUUUAUAAUUCCGUCCAUAGAAUGCUGACAGCUGCUGUUUAUAUAAUUUGAAUAGAUGUUACAGAUUGAUCGGAAUGGACGUAAUCGCCUACAACCACCACGAGAUCGCGAGCAUCGGUAAUAGCAUCGACGGAGGUGACGUCGAUGCCCAGUACGAGGACGAAGUGGAGGACAUACUGCCAUAUAUCGAGAUCGACCGAGCUCACCUAACGAUCACCGACCACCAGCUUACAGCUGCCAAUUGUGACAAGAGCCCGUUCAGAAGGAGCCUAUUCCCGCACGUGCCGCCGUUCAUCCAAUUCCAGUCGUUCGACUAUAAGGGACCAACAGCGCCAUACGAAGUAACGAGACACCUGAGGUGGCGUCUGAGCACGAUCACACCAUUAAUCGUACGUCGUACCUUGGUGAACUCAGGUUUUCGACUGACCAAGAAGUCGCAGAAAUGGUGCGGCACGUGGGGCAAGCACAUGAAGUCGGUCUGCUUCAAGACGCUGAAGGAAUCGCAGAAGAUCAAUCAUUUCCCGGGCACGUUCCAGAUCGGCCGCAAGGACCGCCUAUGGCGGAACCUAAGCUGGAUGAUGAUGAAGCACGGGAUCAGGGAGUUCGGUUUCGUCCCAAGGACCUUCGUACUACCUCAGGACCUCAACUGCUUCCGGCAAGUCUGGAAGAAGCUCGGGGGCCAGAAAGAGAAGUGGAUCGUGAAGCCGCCGGCCUCUGCCAGGGGCACAGGGAUCAAGGUGGUGCACCGCUGGUCCCAGAUACCAAAGAAACGGGCCGUGGUCGUGCAACAGUAUUUGUCCAGACCAAAGCUGAUCAGCGGCGCGAAGUUCGAUCUGCGCCUCUACGUUCUCGUGACGAGCUUCAAUCCGUUGAGGAUAUACCUCUAUCCGGACGGCCUGGUCCGGUUCGCCUCUGUCAAGUAUAACGACGACAUAAACUACCUCAGCGACCGCUUUAUGCACUUGACCAAUUACAGUAUCAAUAAGACCAGCGCUACCUACACCAGCAACGACUGCGUCGACUCCUGUUCCGGGCACAAGUGGACGCUCAGGACGCUCUGGUCUUAUCUCGAGAAGGAGCACGUCAACGUACCGAAGCUGUGGGAGUCGAUGAAAGACAUCGUGGUCAAGACGAUGAUAUCCGUCGAGUCGCCGAUCACCACCCUGACGAGGACCAACACGACGUCCAGAUACUGUUGCUACGAGCUGUUCGGUUUCGACAUACUCCUGGACGAGAAUCUGACACCCUGGCUGCUGGAAGUGAACAUCUCGCCGUCCCUGCAAUCCUCGUCGCCCCUCGACAUGGCCGUGAAAGGGCCGCUGAUCAAGAACGUGUUCAACAUUGUCGGGUAUCAUCUGCCGAAUAAUCUGUCGCCGGAGGACGUCGAGAAGAUCGCGCAGAAGUACCAGUUCGACGUUGUGUGCCAGGACUUUCGGCUGCACAGGCCGACCAUCAGUUUUCAGGAGAGAACGAAGCAAUCGAUGUACGCGAACUUGAGGAACAGGGACGACUACGUCGACGAUAUCAUAGAUAUUCUAACGCCGGACGAUGUCAGACAUCUGAUCGCGUACGAGGAUGAGCUCACGCAGCUGGACAAGUUCGAGAAAAUAUUCCCGACGGUCGACAGCCACGAGUACCUGCAGUAUUUUGAUGUUCCGAGGUAUUACAAUAUGCUGUUCGACGCGUGGGAAUCAAAGUAUAGUGACAACCGCGAGAAAGGAGUAACGAGAUUACAGAAACUUUGCGAGACAAAGUAUCAUUUGGCGCAGCAAGUAUGAUCGUGACUUUGAAUUAGGGGCAUCGAUUCCUCUGCCGUUGGCGUCUUCCACGUUCACCGGCGAACACUGUAAAUCCUUCACUUUCUUUUUUUUUUUAUAUAAGCUAUACAACGUCUUGUUAUAAUGCGAGUUACUACUAUAGUACCGACCGUAACAUGUUACGAUACGACCGCAUCAUGUGCCUUUUUCCACGGUUGUGCAAAUUUAUUUUGAUGUAUUAAAUCUCUAUACUAAUAAAUCAUUUUACAAUGAAA